Gekko japonicus is the source of this 2273-nucleotide messenger RNA. RefSeq names its product serum deprivation response (gene CAVIN2). The transcript is spliced from 2 exons. The record is from RefSeq and is a predicted model, not a curated record. The annotation marks the transcript as partial. Gene Ontology annotation, molecular function: protein kinase C binding. Gene Ontology annotation, cellular component: caveola; cytoplasm. NCBI's taxonomy places the organism in Eukaryota, Metazoa, Chordata, Lepidosauria, Squamata, Gekkonidae.
GGCGAGAGCGGCGAGGGAGGCGCCCCAAAGUUGGAGCGGCGGCCGAGCGAGUGAGCAGCCACUGCACCCCCCGGAGCGCGGCAGCCCCAGCCCGGUGCCGUCGGGGAGCCGCAGCCCCAGCCUGCAGCCGGGGUCGGGGGGCGGCGGGGCGGCGUCGGGGGAAGCGGGGGGGGCGCAGGUGAACGCCAUCACGGUGCUGACGCUGCUGGACAAGCUGGUGCACAUGCUGGAGUCGGUGCAGGAGAAGCAGCAGCGGAUGGAGGGGCGGCAGGCGGAGCUGGAGGCGGCCGUCAAGGGGGUGCAGGGCGACCUGGGCAAGCUGUGCAAGAGCCACGCCUCCACCAGCAACACGGUGGCCAAGCUGCUGGAGAAGUCGCGCAAGGUCAGCGCCCACACGCGCGAGGUCCGCGACCGCAUGGACCGCCAGUGCGCCCAGGUCAAGCGGCUGGAGCACAACCACGCGCAGCUCCUCCGACGCAACCACUUCAAGGUGCUCAUCUUCCAGGAAGAAAACGAAAUCCCUGCCAGCGUGUUUGUGAAGGAUCCCGUUCCCAGUAUUACCGAGGGAAAGGAAGAGCCUGUUGAUGAGAACAAAACUUUGGAAGAGACCAUGCAUACCGUGGAGCUGUCCUCUGAGGACGAGGUGCACCACGACGAAGACGGCGCGGAGGACAGCCUGGAUGAGAAAAUGGAGGAGUCGAGGGCGGAGAAAAUAAAGAGGUCAAGUCUCAAGAAGGUGGACAGCCUGAAGAAAGCAUUUUCCCGCCAAAACAUCGAGAAGAAGAUGAAUAAGAUCGGCACCAAGAUUGUCUCUGUCGAACGGAGGGAGAAAAUUAAGAAGUCCUUCACCCCUAACCAUCAGAAGUCCACCUCCUCGAAAAGUUCAUCUUUCAAGGUCUCUCCCCUGACGUUCAAUGUGAAGAAAAUUCGCGAGGGAGACACUCCCGCAGAAAUGGAAGAGAAGCCGGCAGAAGCGGCCAGCGGUGAGCAGGCAGCAAACGACGAGGAGACCUCUUUCACCGAAAUCCACCCCGAUCUGGUCUCUCCCACUUCUCCAGCCGAAGAAGGGAAGGCCUUUGCUGAUUCCCUCGAAAAAGAAACCAGGAGUGAAGGAGAAGCAGCAGUGGUCAAUAACAACAUUGAGCUCGCCAUCGUCGAGGAAGAUGAAAAUUAUGGGGCAUCCGGGCAGAGAAGAAUGGAGUAUUACGAAGAAAGAAACGUGCCGGCUGCCAGAGAAACGGAACAAUCGGAUGAAGAAUCGAACCAAGCCGCUGUCCUCCAGUUAGACCAAACAGCGUAGACCAUUUGACCCUUCGUUGGCCUUUCUAAAUACAUAUGGUGUAUUGUUGGUUUUCUUAGUUACAUCAGUAACUAGGGUAUACGGUCUGUUACACAAGAAGCAUGGAGCAAUAGUAAUUCGAGGCAGAGGGUUUCGAAAACAAACAAAAAAUGUAGAUUUCUACACCAGGCUUAUUUCUAAAACUCCGACUGAAAUCCAAGAUGAAAAGGUCUGAUGCAAAUGUAAUGUUAAUGCAAUUCUGUUGCCCCUAUUUUACAGGAAACUUCCACUAUUCCAUUAUGAAUUGAAAGUUGCUACACUUAAGGGUAACUGGGGGCACAUUUAAAAGAACCCCUGGAGGCAUGGGAGGGCGUAUCUGCUUUUGAAAAAAUUGACCUUGGUUUUGUAUCAGUUUAAUCGUGCUUGGUGGGCAUGCUGGGAAUUAUCAGAGGUCGCUCAAUGCCCUCGAUAGAACUUCAGCUCCCAGAGUUCCCUAGGAAAAGGGGGUGGGCUAGCAAACCAGAGUAUGGUGUAGAUAGGCUUUUUAUGUCACGUUUGGGGAAGACGUCUCCAAGCAAUGCGCUCAUUCAAAGUCCUCAUUAUUUUUCCCAGGCUGCAUCCUUGUGUCGUUGAACGCUGAGCUCCAGAAGUCACUUUCAACUCGAUUUUCCUGUGCAGACAAGACAACCCAGGAAGUGACUGAUUGCUAGAAUACAACGGUAGCCCGUUAUGCAGUGCUGUCCAGAUGUGGCUUCAGCCAUGGUGCUUGGGAAGAGUUUAUUUCUGCGGAAAGAGUAAGCCCGUGUUGAAUGGGCCACUAAUUAUAUACUGCUCUGCUCGCCAGGGAUAGUUGCUGGCCCUGGACCCUAGAAAUAAUCGGAGGAGGAACGUGACGGAUGCUCACUCUGCCGCCUUUGCAGAUUGUGUCGAUCAGGGGUCCCCAAACAUUUUCAGCCUGCGGGCAGUUUUGGAAUCCUGACACAGUGUGAUGAAC